Molecule: messenger RNA, 2052 nt
Organism: Prunus mume (Japanese apricot)
Lineage: Eukaryota; Viridiplantae; Streptophyta; Magnoliopsida; Rosales; Rosaceae
Product: O-fucosyltransferase family protein
Source: RefSeq, a predicted model, not a curated record
AUUAUAAUUUUUAAUCAUAAAAAAGAUUACAUCCGAUUCACCACAACCCAGACAACCCGACCCAAAACACAAUUAGAGAUUACAAUUCAACCCAGAUGGGCCAAAGCCGCCAGAUCCAUUUCCUCCUACCGGAAGUCCCAAAACUUCAAAUCUCCGGAUUCAUAGUAGCAGUAGCGAAGACACAGAGAGGCAUCCAUGAACCUCCUCACCAGAAACAGACCCACGGCGAGACCAUGGCCCACCAGAAAACAGCCUUCAUACAGGUCCCCACUCAUCUACCUCACUCUCCUCUUUUCCCUUCUCUUCUUCUUCUCCUACAUCUUUUCUCUCACUCCCAACUCUCUCCUCUCUAACAAGACCUCAAUUUCCGAUUCCCCAAAAUGCCCCUCCCUUGGAGGAGAAAAGUUCCUCUGGUACGCUCCCCACAGUGGCUUCAGCAACCAGCUUUCCGAGUUCAAGAACGCCGUUUUGAUGGCCGCCAUUUUGAACCGGACCUUGGUUGCCCCUCCGGUUCUCGAUCACCAUGCUGUUGCUCUCGGUAGUUGCCCCAAGUUUCGGGUUUUGAGUGCCAAUGAGAUCCGAAUUUCGGUCUGGGAUCAUAUCGUUGAGCUCAUUCGGAGUGGGAGGUAUGUUUCCAUGGCUGACAUUGUUGAUAUAUCAUCAUUAGUUUCUUCUUCUUUAGUUCGAGUCAUAGAUUUCAGGGUUUUUAUAUCCUUAUGGUGCAAUGUGAACGUAGAUUUUGCUUGCUACAAUGAGUUGGAUAAGCAUGCCUCUUUGCUUGAAAGACUUAAGCAAUGUGGAUCUCUACUAUCUGGGCUCAAUGGUGAUGUAAAGUGUUUAUAUGCUGUUAAUGAAGACUGCAGAACUACUGUUUGGACAUACCAAAGUGGUAAUGAGGAUGGGGCAUUGGAUUCUUUCCAACCUGAUGAACAACUCAAGAAGAAAAAGAAAAUUUCAUAUGUUAGGAAACGCCGAGAUGUAUAUAAUACUCUUGGACCGGGUUCUGAAGCUGAAUCAGCUACUGUACUGGCAUUUGGGAGCCUUUUCACUCUUCCUUACAAAGGUUCGGAGCUAUACAUUGAUAUUCAUGAUGCUCCAAGAGAUCAAGGGAUAAAAACUCUGAUUGAGAAGAUUGAGUUUCUUCCAUUUGCCCCUGAAAUUCUGAGCGCAGGGAAGAAGUUUGCUUAUGGUACCAUAAAGGCUCCUUUUCUUUGUGCACAGCUCAGAUUGCUAGAUGGGCAGUUCAAGAACCAUUGGAAGGCUACUUUUCUGAAGUUCAAACAAACAGUGGAUGCUUUGAUGCAAGGCCCUCUUCCUAUUCAUAUUUUCGUGAUGACCGAUCUUCCUAAAAAUAAUUGGACAGGAAGUUACUUGGGGGAAUUGGUUAGAGAUUCACGUCAGUUUAAACUGUUUUUCCUGAAAGAAAGAGAUGAGUUGAUAAUACAAACUGCUAAAAGAAUCGUGGAUGCAGGUCAUGGCUUGAAGUUUGGGACUGUUCCAAAGAAACAUGAUGGCACCGGUCAGAUUGAGAAGGAUUGUCCUCCAGGACUACCUGAUGUUCUUCUAUACAUAGAGCAAACUGUUUGCAGUUGUGCUUCCCUUGGAUUUGUUGGGACAGCAGGGUCAACUAUUGCAGACAUUAUAGAGUCGAUGAGGAAGUUUGGUGCAUGUUCUAGCUAGUUUUCUGAUUACAUGGUCAAAUGCCUAAUGACAUAAGAAAUUCUAAUUCACUGAAGCUGUACAAAUUAUGAUUCAGAAGCAUGCCUGAGCUAUGCAAGCUUGAAGUUGUGAGCCUGCUUCAUGGCUCGUAACUUAAUGGCACCAGCGGGUGUAGGCAGCAGAGGAAGUGCUUCGUGAAGAACGGAGUUGAAUUCGAAAAAGGUUGCAGUCUUAUGAAGAAAUGCAUAUCUCAUGCUCUAACAAGAAAAGGUGUGGUUUGGUUUCUCAUCAAAAUUCUUAUAUUGCCACUGAUUAUAGACACUGUUUAGUGUACAAUUUUUCUGGAACAUCAUUGUAAAUUAAUUCCAAAGUGCCAAUUUCUCACCUCGUCUG